AUGGCGGUCUUAAAACCCUACAGAGGUUCUUAUUACCUCUGGAACUACAUUCCAUCCACACCCGCUGCUGCACUCUUCGCAGCACUUUUCGCACUCAGCACCUGUUACAUAAUCUGGCGAACCAUCAAGACACGGGCCUUAUUCUGCAUAGCAUUUGUAAUUGGUGGACUGCUCGAAGUCAUCGGCUACUGUGCCCGCGCUGCAGCCAAAGACAAAACCGACCAACUGAUGCCAUAUGUCAUCCAGAACAUUGUCAUCCUUGUCGCCCCAGCUCUCUUUGCAGCGUCCGUAUAUAUGGUCCUCGGCCGCCUCAUCCGAUCCCUUAAUGCCGAAAACCUCUCCGUGGUCCCUGUACGAUGGCUUACCAAAAUCUUUGUGUGUGGAGAUAUAAUCUCUUUCGUCGUCCAGGGCACUGGUGGAGGAGUAAUGGUGACUGGAGACAGCAUGAAAACCGGCGAAUCGAUCAUUCUAGGCGGCUUGUUCGUGCAAAUUGUGAUUUUCGGACUGUUUGCCGUCACUGCGGCCAUUUUCCAUACGCGACUACGCCGUCAACCAACCGAAGCGUCCCUAGCAUCCUCUACCUGGGCGAGCACCAUGGUCAUGCUCUACAUCGUGAGUGCUCUCAUCAUGGUCAGGUCCAUCUUCCGCGUCGUUGAAUACAUAAUGGGAAAUGACGGCUAUCCGCUGAAGAACGAAUGGACUUUGUAUGUCUUCGAUGCAGUGUUGAUGUUUGGCGUAAUGGUUGUGUUCGCCUGGAGGUUCCCUGGAGGCAUUGUACCUAGAAAGAACAAAGCUCGCGACCCUGAAGUAUCAGUAGAAUUAUAGAGAAGAUAGAAAGAUAGGGUCAACAUGUUUCUCCUUUGUGUUCUUUUAAUCACGCAAGCGGAGUGUGCAGCUAGAUG
This is a messenger RNA of Aaosphaeria arxii CBS 175.79, 902 nucleotides long. Its product is annotated as RTA1 like protein. Gene Ontology annotation, cellular component: membrane. NCBI's taxonomy places the organism in Eukaryota, Fungi, Ascomycota, Dothideomycetes, Pleosporales. The coding region runs from base 1 to 825 and encodes 274 amino acids. The record is from RefSeq and is a predicted model, not a curated record. The transcript has 2 exons.